GAAUGGGCGGAAGGGCAGCAUCUCCUUCUGACGGAAUGCGCGAGACUGUGCAGCCAGUGGCCGCAGUCAGGGUACAACACGAGCAAGUGGGGACCGAACGGCGCGAAACACUACUACGAACCCCAAUCGUACGGAAACCCAACGCACGUCCAAGAAGUGAUGGUCCGGCAAUCCCAGCUCGAGGCGGAUCUCCUCGUUUCCUCCGGUCUUUUCUACCCCUCCUCCCACUCUCGGUCUCACUCCCGCUUAUCAACAAGCACGACCGAUUCGGAAGACUCGGAGAGUAUCUACAAUUCCGCCCCUCCCUCGCCCACAGCGUCCGUCGAAGUGGCGCAGGAACUGCGAGCGGCCAUGGGCUCACCACUGCUGGGCUACACGUCCGGUGCCAGCUUAGUCAGCCUCUUGCUACCGCCCAUGCCUGAAUGUCUAAAUCGGACGACUACGGCGGGAACGGCAGAUGGGGAACGGAUGGAGAUUGAUACGGAUACCGAGACCUCCAUCUCGCUCAAUCCCUCGGUCGUUUCCCUUCUUCCCACGGAUGAGUCCUCACCAUCCACCUCCCUCGCCACGUCCGCCCUUCUCGAGCGGGCCGAGAAGGCAAUCACCAGACCUGCUCGGGCUCAAUCGUGCGGCUCCAAACGCCCUCUCUCGGCCCAUAUCCGCCCUCCCGGAGCGUCAUACGAAGAGGAGAAGCGCCGAAAAGUGGACGAGGCGGCCGUUGUCUCUGAAGCGGUCUCUUCUGGUGUCAUCGUGCCACCACCACCAUCCUCUGCCUCCUCUUCCUCCGCCGUCGCCCUAUCCUCAUCCUCGUCAACACCAGCAUCGACAGGUGUAGCGGAAGUCUUUGGCCACGUUGUCAAGACGAGCGAUACCCACCCCAUUAUCAUCUCCCCCUUCUUCCCUACCGAGAUGCUCGAGAUCCUGCGGGAUCAUAUGAUUCCUCCUCCGCCGGGCAAAACCGUCCAGCUCAAGUCCGGGAUCGAUGUUCCGGCUCUACUGCUUUCGCAGGCGCAUGGUCAGGCGGAAGGGCCCGCUGGUCAAGGGACGGUCGUACCCUCGCCGGUCGGCUCUUCUUUUUGGGGGGGCACUUCGAAUAGCGUGUCGAGCAAGAAGGGGUUCAAGGGGGAGAAACCAAAGUUGGGUAAUCUGCUGUUGAGCAGUUGUCCGGGGAAAAGGCUGAGGAUGGGCGGACCUGUCAAGGGUAGAGGACCGGUCUGUCGGGAUUUAAAGACGGAUCUGGGGAGGAUCAAAGCGGAGGGAGUGGGCUGUCUCGUCUGCUGUCUGGAUGACGCCGAACUUUUACUCUUGGGUACGCCCUGGGAGACAUAUCGCGAUGUAGCCAACGAACUCGGAUUGGAUGUUGUCCGUCUACCUAUGCCCGAUGGCUUUACGCCUUCUUCGCUCGCGCUCUUUGAUACCCAGGUGUCGAGGAUCUGUUCGGGAUAUACGCUGAAGGGCGUCAAUGUGCUCGUUCACUGCCGAGGCGGAGUCGGUCGAGCGGGCGUCACAGCCUGUGCUUGGGCCAUCAAGAUGGGCUUUGUCCAGCCCCACCCCAGCUUGGUUCUCGAGGAAGAAACGGCCAAGCUACCGGCCCAAUCAACGAAAGCAGCCGCAGAGCUCGAACAUCAGAUCGUCAUGUCCAUUGUGGAACGCGCUAUCGCCAUGAUCCGCUCAAGGAGGGGUCUUAAGGCGAUUGAGAGCUUUGAGCAGGUGCAGUUCCUGAAGGUGUACGUGGGGUGGUUGAGGGGGGCGGGGGCGGGGGCGGGAGGGGUGUAG
This is a messenger RNA of Dioszegia hungarica, 1776 nucleotides long. RefSeq lists its product as uncharacterized. The record is from RefSeq and is a predicted model, not a curated record. NCBI's taxonomy places the organism in Eukaryota, Fungi, Basidiomycota, Tremellomycetes, Tremellales, Bulleribasidiaceae. Gene Ontology annotation, biological process: dephosphorylation. Gene Ontology annotation, cellular component: nucleus. The annotation marks the transcript as partial. Gene Ontology annotation, molecular function: phosphatase activity. The transcript is spliced from 7 exons.